This is a messenger RNA of Nerophis ophidion (straightnose pipefish), 3213 nucleotides long. RefSeq names its product prothrombin-like. The record is from RefSeq and is a predicted model, not a curated record. Gene Ontology annotation, molecular function: serine-type endopeptidase activity; calcium ion binding. The transcript has 15 exons. Gene Ontology annotation, biological process: positive regulation of blood coagulation; platelet activation; blood coagulation. The coding region runs from base 77 to 1918 and encodes 613 amino acids. Gene Ontology annotation, cellular component: extracellular region. NCBI's taxonomy places the organism in Eukaryota, Metazoa, Chordata, Actinopteri, Syngnathiformes, Syngnathidae.
AUGACUCCAGGGUCUACAGAGAAUUGACAGAAGCCGACUAGACUUGGUUUUGAAGUUUUGCUUGGAGGUCCAGAUCAUGGCCGGACCCACAUCUUUUCUUCUUCUGUUGCUUUUGCAGGGCUGUCUGACAGAACACGUUUUUCUUGACAGCCCGCUGGCCUCAGAAGUUUUGGUUCGUGGCAGGCGAGCCAAUCAGGUGUUUGAAGAGCUAAAACCAGGGAACCUAGAAAGAGAGUGUAUGGAGGAAAUGUGUGAUCACGAAGAGGCCAGAGAGGUGUUCGAACAGCCGGACAAAACACAAACCUUUUGGCUGAAAUAUCAGGACUGCAAAGGAACCACCCUGGAACGGACACCGAGCAACAUCACCAUGGUCAGAGAAUGUACAGAAGGUCUGUGUAUUUCUGGCAAAGGAGUCAACUAUGAGGGAGGGAUCCACAUCACUAAAUCAGGGAGACUCUGUCAGAGUUGGAGUCAGGGCUUUCCACAUCCCAUAAUAAAAGAGUUCAACGCUUCAGAACCGGGCAGCAUCCUCAAGGAGAACUUCUGUCGAAACCCAGACGGCCAAGCGGAAGGACCCUGGUGUUUCACUCAGGACCCGGCCGUCCAGAAAGAGACUUGCAGAGUUCCGAUAUGUGGGGAACUCUUUGUUCCAACCACUGCGGCCCCUGCACCAAAAAGGGAUGUGAGUGAGUGUUUAACUGACAAUGGAGUUGACUACAUUGGCGACCUGGCGGUCACCCUGCGGGGCCACACCUGCUUGCCUUGGUCAAUGCCGGAAGUCAAGAUCAUGAGCAAGAACAAGGAGUUCUUACCAGAAGUCAGUCUGCAGGGAAACACAUGUCGUAACCCGGACAACGACCCCGAGGGCCCGUGGUGCUAUGUGCGGCAGUCUGGGAACGUGACAGUAGAUUACUGCGACCUACAGCUGUGUGAUGACCAGCUGCUUGGGGGAGACUUAGCAAUUGAGUCUGAUGGCCGUGAGCGCUCUGUACUGGCACCUGCCAGGAAGGCCUUCUUCAACCCUCGCUCCUUUGGACAAGGAGAGACUGUGUGUGGAGAGCGCCCCCAGUUUGAAAAGCUUAAAAAGGAGGACAACAACGAGAAGGAGCUGCUGGAAUCGUACAGAGCUCAGCGCAUUGUUGGGGGCAACGAUGCCGAGGUGGCCUCUGCGCCAUGGCAGGUGAUGCUGUACAAACGAAGCCCGCAAGAGUUGCUGUGCGGCGCCAGCUUAAUCAGCGAUCAGUGGAUCCUCACAGCCGCUCACUGUAUCCUCUACCCGCCCUGGAACAAGAACUUCACCACCCAUGACAUCAUCGUGCGCUUAGGGAAACACAACAGGGCUAAGUUUGAACGCAACAUUGAGAAGAUUGUGGCAAUUGACAAAAUCAUUGUCCACCCAAAGUACAACUGGAGGGAGAAUCUGAACCGAGACAUCGCGCUGCUCCACCUGAGGCGGCCCAUUGUCUUCACAAACCAGAUCCACCCAGUCUGCCUACCCAACAAGAAGGUGGCUAAGCUACUGAUGAAUGCAGGGUUUAAAGGUCGAGUGACUGGCUGGGGAAACCUAAGGGAAGUCUGGGGCUCGUCUUCCAGAGCUUUACCCACCGUCCUUCAGCAGAUCCAUCUGCCCAUCGCAGACCAGAGCACUUGCAAAAGCUCCACAUCGAUUAGGAUCACUGACAACAUGUUCUGCGCUGGUUAUAAACCCGACGACCCCGAGCGAGGUGAUGCUUGUGAGGGAGACAGUGGUGGACCCUUUGUGAUGAAGCAUCCAGAAGAGAACCGCUGGUACCAGAUUGGCAUUGUGUCAUGGGGGGAGGGUUGCGACCGCGAUGGGAAGUACGGCUUCUUCACACACGUUUUCAGGAUGAGCAGGUGGAUGAGGAAAGUCAUUGAAAACUCGGAAGAUGACGAGUAGACUGUUAUGGAAAUUUACGUUAAUAAAGUUUGUUUGAUUGACAAAUGACAUUGAGUGACAGACAGCAGUAGACAAAUACAAUAUCCUGGGCAACACUGUCAACACAACAUUUCGGUUAAAACCUGACUGUAUAAAUGUCCUUCAGAAAUGCCGAUGUUAACACUGGCAAACGUUAAUCGCAGUAACUUAACUAAAAGACAGGGGUGUAAAGGUAUGUGUAUUUGCAUUGAACCGUUUCGGUACAGGGGUGUACCAAACAAGUUUCUAAGCUAAAAUCUGAACAAGCUGCUUUGCUUCUUCCGCCUCUUUGUCAGCACCCAGCAUUGUCCCACCCACACAACCAUCUGAUUGGUUACAUACAAAGCGAUAACAGCCAAUCAGCAGUGCGUUUUCAAAGUGCAUGGAGUCAAUGUUUCAGCGUCGAGUAGGUGAGCAUAAGCAUAAGGCAGCGUAUUCUCCCCAAAUUAUAAUAAACACUACUAGUAACAUCACUAUGAGCCCGUUGACGUUCUAGAACCUUAAACUGCAGCUCAGCUCGCACGCAGUCCUGGCUUGAGGUGAAGGCUAAUUAGCUUUUAGCGUAACGUUAGCUCAUUUUGCUGUGUGUGUGUGUGUGUGCAUGCGUGUAAUGUGCGUGCGUGUGUGUGUGUGUGUGUGUGUGUGCGCGUGCGGGUGUUUGUUAGGGGCAGCAAAGCCGUGUCUGUGUGUUAUUUCACUUGAACUCCAUGGUGUUCAGAGAAGAAUAGUGUCUCCUAUUGCUAUUGUACUAUUUUUCAGCUAUAGUUACAUGAAUCAUUAGUAAUGUAGCAGCCUAGUUUUGAAUGGCAGGGUGCCUGCUAUCACAUGUUGACAAAAUAUAACAUUUACAUAAUAAAAAUCAACUACAGGCUUCCCAAAUGCUGUAAUAAAUCAAGCAUGAUGAGUUGACUUGAAACUGUUAAUGUUGCACUUUUUAUACGUAGAAGAAAGGUUUUGUCAUUUUAUUUAAUCUGAGCAGCAAUUUGAGGCAGUUUAAUGUGGAUUAACGUGGGCAGAAUUAUCAUAGUGUUCCCAAUGUUAAAAGGAUAAAGCCAUUGUUUACAAAUUUGGUAAAUAAAUAACCAAAACAUGUAUAUUUUGCUGUUUUCUUACUGUACUGAAAAUGAACCGAACCGUGACCUCUAAACCGAGGUACGUACUGAACCAACAUUUUUGUGUACCGUUACACCCCUACUAAAAGGUCAUCUUUAGUUGCAGUUUUUGUCCAAAAAGAUAGAGAGUAAUCAAAAGGGGUCCACAAAAAGUUGUGGAAGCCG